This is a messenger RNA of Anoplophora glabripennis (Asian longhorned beetle), 1516 nucleotides long. RefSeq names its product heparan sulfate 2-O-sulfotransferase pipe-like. The coding region runs from base 12 to 1181 and encodes 389 amino acids. The record is from RefSeq and is a predicted model, not a curated record. Gene Ontology annotation, cellular component: membrane. NCBI's taxonomy places the organism in Eukaryota, Metazoa, Arthropoda, Insecta, Coleoptera, Cerambycidae. Gene Ontology annotation, molecular function: sulfotransferase activity. The transcript is spliced from 7 exons.
UUGUGCAGAACAUGUCAAACCAGAAAUUUCAACGAGUUGACCAACGUCUAAGAGAGAAUGGUGGGCGAUUCCAGUUAAUAAGGACGAGCGAGCUGAUAGCCCUCAUGGCGCUCUCGGCCACGUUAUUCUUGUUCAUCCACACCAGAGACUUGAAUACGAAGCUGAAGGAGAUGGAGGUGAAGCUACAACCAGACGACAUGGUGUCGGCAAAUCAACUGGUUUCAGGUGACUCAGGGGUAGGAGGACCUUCUGGAGUCAGAGCCAUGAUGAAGUUGUUGCAAAGCACGGGGCAGAUGACGACUCUGGAACCCUACCAGUUAAACAACACGAGGAAAGCUAAGCAGGAGAUCGUGUUCUUCAAUCGGGUCCCCAAAGUUGGGUCCCAAACGUUGAUGGAGUUGCUGCGGAGGCUGAGCAUCAGGAACCAGUACGGUUUCCAUCAGGACCGCGUACAGAGGGUGGAAACCAUCAGGCUGGCACCGGAGGACCAGGCGGCUCUGUCGGCCUUGGUUUCCAGCUACGAGCCCCCAGGGGUCUACAUCAAGCACGUCUGCUUCACAAAUGUGUCUCAAUUCGGACUGCCGGAACCUAUAUACAUUAACCUGGUUAGGGACCCCAUAGAGCGUGUCAUAUCUUGGUACUAUUACGUUCGAGCCCCAUGGUACUAUGUGGAGAGGAAGAUGGCAUUCCCGGACAUACCUCUGCCGGAUCCCAAAUGGUUGAAGAAGGAUUUCGAGCACUGCGUGCUAUCAGGUGACAGAGAAUGCAAAUAUCUGACAGGGGAGAUCAGGGAAGGAAUCGGUGACCACAGGCGCCAGUCCAUGUUCUUCUGCGGCCACCACGCUGACUGCUUGCCCUUCAACACAGACGGGGCCCUCGAGAGGGCGAAGAGGGCUGUUGAAGAACACUACGCCGUCGUCGGGGUGCUGGAAGAAAUGAACACGACGCUGAAGGUUUUAGAGAACUACGUUCCUCGGUUCUUCGAAGGCGCCUCGGAUAUUUAUUGGAAUGAAAUAAGCCGAUAUAACCCGAUCAACAAAAACUCGUUCAAGCCGCCUGUUAGCGAAGAUGUAAAAGAAAUAGUGAGAAGGAACUUCUCGAAAGAGAUCGAAUUUUACGAAUUCUGCAAACAACGGCUGCACAAACAGUACUUAGCUCUGAAGCUUCCGGAGAAGCCAUAGUAAGGGUAAUAUUUUUUGACGGUAUAAGACUUUCUGUGUAAAAUAUCUAUUGGAAAAUAUUUGCAAUCUACUUUUGGUAAACUUUUAAGUUAAGGUAUGAUUGCAGUUUCCUGAUUUGGCGAUGGAGUCAGUUUUUAAUUGUUUUGAGUAUCUAUUACUGUUAAUUUUAACUUGAAUAUAAGGAAAUGUCGUUUGUUUUAUUUUCUCUAAUUUAAUUAUUGAAUAUCUGUUUCCUGGAGACUUUGCUUGCUUUUAAUUUUUCAGUAAAUACAACAAAUAUUUAUGAAAGUAAAAGUUUUUAGGUUUCUGUUUGUGCGUGGCCAGCCAUUUUUGUA